This is a messenger RNA of Echinostoma caproni, 1191 nucleotides long. The record is from the annotation of a GenBank genome assembly. Lineage: Eukaryota; Metazoa; Platyhelminthes; Trematoda; Plagiorchiida; Echinostomatidae.
AUGGAGGGGGUACUACGAUUCUGGCCGAAAACAAAUUCGAACAAAGAAGUUCUGUUCCUGAACGAAUUGAAAGCCUGUUUGGAGUGCGCCAGUUCCAGCGAAUUUCAAAUAGUUGCCCAGCUCGUAUUCACUCAAAUUGCCCGAUGCAUCGAAUCACUUCAUUUUCAGGUAGCCGAACGAGCAUUGUUCCUGUGGAACGAUGAGUACAUUCUAGCCCUGAUGGCAGAAAAUCUCGAACUGGUUUGCCCAAUCGUUUUUCCUGCACUGAACGAGGCAAAAAAUCACUGGAAUAAGGCAGCCGAUGAUGCACGUCGGAGACGAGAAAAUUGGAAAAAGUUGGAAAGCGCUGUUCAGCAAGGUCGCUUCGGCGCUACUCAAGGUACAGUGAAAUCCAACGUAUCAGAGUUAAUGCCCCAAUCGGGUUCCUGUCGUCGAAUGUGGACCCAACCAAACUUCAGUCCGGCAACUGUGGGAUCUGAUCCAACCGCUCAGACACGAGUCAUCUCAAAACCGGACGAACCUUCAAGUGCCGGAUGGACUCCGUCUGUGAGACAACCAGUAAGACCAUGGCGGUCUACCGACUCAACCAAUCCAGUUCCGGCGUUAAACAAAGUUAUCAGUAGCAUCGAUUCAACCGAUGAUAGAGAAAACAAGAAGUUGGUCGCUGCCAACUUCGUUACUAUUACGACGGAGUCCGUGAGCACAACAUCGGUGCUGAAUAGCGCAACUACUACGACCACUACAACUGACAGUGUGUCCAUCCUGAAGUCGUUCUACAGCACCCCAUUUAAAACGGUCCCUAUCAUUUCUCCCAGACCGGUUGCAGCUACUACGACCGUUCCAGCAUUGCUUACUGGCACGUCAAACGCACCGAAGACGUUGGUGACGAGUCCAAAAGCACUUGGCGAUUCUGUUUCAAACGAACCGUCAUCUAUUCCCACGGAAUGUAGAAUAACAGUGCUGAUAAUCAGUCCCAGUGUGCCUUUUGAUGACGCUUUCUGGAUAGCCGUUUUCCUUAAACGUGUUGCCUAUCAGAUGCUUGUUCGCGGAGCAAAUUUGUCCGUCAAAUCCAAAGAUCCGACUCCAAAACAGAACACGAUCGUGCGACGAUCGAAUCGCCGAAGCCCUGAAUCCGGUGCACCCAAAGUUAGUCAAUCGGGAGCAAAACGAACCAAUCGCGGAAGCAUGUGA